AGUCACUACUGUGUGCUCCAUGUCUCAGUCAUUUCACAUCUCCCCUUUUUAGGCCAAACAACACAUCCACCACCGCCAGUAUUCCCCCCCUAAAAAUAGAAGCAGCAGCAUACAAUUCCCACACACCAUCACAAACAGAUACGAAGCUGCUGCUCUCCCAGCAUCUCCCCAAUCACCAGAUGGACCUAUGAGAGAGCCAGCACAAGCAACUGUUGGCUGUUGCUACCACCAGCAGCAGCACUGAAUUCUCAAGUCAACCGCCUCUUCCACUUAGCUUGCUCGUCAAUCCAAGAUCAGCUUCUCACACGACCGAAUUGAGCCAGCCGAUCCAUGGACCUGUCGGCGAACCCGGACAGCCCUCUGUCGGGAGGCGGCAAUGGCGGCGGCUCGAGCAGCAUGGGUUCGAACAGCAUCACCUCGUCGCUCUCCGUUGGCGGCGCCCCGCAGUCGCCGAGCCGGUACGAGGCGCAGAAGCGUCGCGACUGGAACACGUUCGGGCAGUACCUGCGGAACCACCGCCCUCCACUGAGCCUGGCGCAGUGCAGCGGCGCGCACGUCCUGGAGUUCCUGCGCUACCUGGAUCAGUUCGGCAAGACCAAGGUGCACGCCGCCGCGUGCCCCUUCUUCGGCCACCCGAGCCCGCCGGCGCCGUGCCCGUGCCCGCUCCGCCAGGCCUGGGGCAGCCUCGACGCCCUCGUCGGCCGUCUCCGCGCCGCCUACGAGGAGAACGGCGGCAGCCCGGAGUCCAACCCCUUCGCUGCGCGCGCCGUCCGGCUCUACCUCCGCGAGGUCCGCGAGCACCAGGCUCGCGCUCGGGGUGUCAGCUACGAGAAGAAGAAGCGCAAGAAGCCGCAGCAGCUGACCUUGGGCGACAGCAGCAGCGGGUUCCGCGGCAACCACCACCAGCCCCCUCCCGGCCCGCCUCCCGCCGCCGGCUGCUGAGCUUGCUGAUCGACGACCCUACACUGAUCAGCUGCAGCUGGUCGAUUCAUCCAAGGUGGUCGAUCGAUCUACUAUUUGGCCGCCGGUAUGCCAGAUAUAUUUUAUGUACGCUCGCGUAUGCAUGCAUGCGCAUUGUCAUGGAUUUGCACUUCGGAUUUGUGUGUGUGUAUCAACUAUCAACUAGUACUGUAGUCGAUCUAGUGUCCUUAA
This is a messenger RNA of Lolium perenne, 1152 nucleotides long. Its product is annotated as protein G1-like4. The record is from RefSeq and is a predicted model, not a curated record. Lineage: Eukaryota; Viridiplantae; Streptophyta; Magnoliopsida; Poales; Poaceae. Gene Ontology annotation, biological process: mRNA transcription; response to light stimulus. Gene Ontology annotation, cellular component: nucleus.